UUGGAAAGGAAAACUCUCUUUAUCUUCAAAACCCCCCAAAUCAAUUCCGAAUAAAAAUUAGGUUUUUCUCUUCGUCUUUCAUUUUCUUAUUCUUCACCAAACCGAUAAGCAGGUGAGACUAAUCCAUCAUCCAAACCUUUCCGAUCCAAUGACCUCUAAACUAAUUGCUUCCAAUCUCCGUCACCAAAUCACAAAAUCAGCUCAAAACCUUCGCCGCCAGCUUCUUUCCACGGCGGCGGCGGUGGCGGUGCCUGAACACGAUGGGAACAACUCCAACUCGUCGGGAAUGACGAUGAAGGGCGUUCGAAUCUCCGGAAGACCCCUUUACCUGGACGUGCAGGCAACAUCUCCGGUGGACCCGCGCGUGCUCGACGCGAUGCUCCCUUUCUACCUCUCUCGCUACGGAAACCCUCACUCCCGCACCCACUUCUACGGCUGGGAAUCCGACGAGGCCGUGGAACACGCGCGCGCUCAGGUAGCGUCCCUCAUCGGCGCGUCCCCCAAGGAGAUAGUCUUCACCUCCGGCGCCACCGAGUCCAAUAACAUCUCCGUCAAGGGCGUCAUGCAUUUCUACAAGGACAAGAAGCGCCACGUCAUAACCACGCAAACGGAGCACAAGUGCGUCCUCGAUUCCUGCCGCCACCUCCAGCAGGAGGGUUUCGAUGUCACUUAUCUUCCCGUUGAGUCCGACGGGUUGAUUGAUUUGGAUGAGCUUCGGGCUGCGAUUAGGCCUGACACCGGGCUCGUUUCGGUUAUGGCGGUGAACAAUGAAAUUGGAGUGGUUCAGCCCAUGGAGGAAAUUGGGAGGAUUUGCAAGGAGUUUAAUGUGCCUUUCCACACUGAUGCAGCUCAGGCUUUGGGGAAGAUUCCCAUUGAUGUGGAGAGGUGGAAUGUGAGUUUGAUGUCGUUGAGUGGCCAUAAGAUUUAUGGGCCGAAGGGGGUUGGGGCUUUGUAUAUGCGUCGGAGGCCCAGGAUUAGGGUUGAGCCUCAGAUGAAUGGUGGUGGGCAGGAGAGGGGGAUUAGGAGUGGGACUGUUCCAACUCCUUUGGUUGUUGGGAUGGGUGCGGCGUGUGAGGUGGCGAAGGACGAGAUGGAGUAUGAUGAGAAGAGGAUUUCUGCUUUGCAGCAGAGACUGCUUAAUGGGAUUAGAGAGAAGCUUGAUGGGGUGGUGGUGAAUGGGAGCUUGGAGAGGCGCUAUGUGGGGAAUUUGAAUUUGUCGUUUGCUUACGUUGAAGGGGAGAGUCUGCUUAUGGGGUUGAAGGAGGUGGCUGUGUCCAGUGGCAGUGCCUGCACUAGUGCUAGUUUGGAGCCUUCUUAUGUGUUGAGGGCGUUGGGAGUUGAAGAGGACAUGGCUCACACUUCUAUUAGGUUUGGAAUUGGUAGGUUCACUACCGAGGCUGAGAUUGAUAGGGCGGUUGAACUCACUGUUCAACAGGUGGAGAAGUUGAGGGAAAUGAGUCCGCUUUAUGAAAUGGUCAAGGAAGGUAUCAACAUCAAGGACAUUCAAUGGGCACAGCACUGAUUAUUAUCAAGCUCUCAGAUUGCAAUGCAAGUGAUGGGGAAGCAAUUGUGAUUGAACUCCAGACGUAGCUGCCACUCUUGCAAUUGCGGUUUCUUAGAACUUGCUGAUUAUUUAGUAAUUUGUAUGUUGAGGUUACAUUACAAUUAAAAAUUUACCCUGGCAGAGCUAUUUAUUAGCUGAAUCUCUCCCACACUUCUUCCUAUUUUUCCCCUUCCUGUGCUGAAGGAAUGGCGGUUUUAAGUUUUGCUCUAUCUCUGUUCUUGAUCAGGGAGAGGGGGAUCUGGCGCAGGUACCAUGUUUUUGUUUUGCUUUUUUGGUUUUUUGUGCUAUGCUAUUGAACUCGUUCCGCUUUGAGGCACAGGCCUCUUUCACGAUGUCUAGCUUUGCACUGGAAAUUGCGACUAGUUACUGAACAUAUAGAAAGGAAUAAACCUUAUUCUCUGUAACUUGGGUAUAUUAUUCUCUAAACUUAUCUUGCCAAUUUUCUUUC
Glycine soja is the source of this 2012-nucleotide messenger RNA. Its product is annotated as cysteine desulfurase, mitochondrial-like. Gene Ontology annotation, cellular component: cytosol; mitochondrion. NCBI's taxonomy places the organism in Eukaryota, Viridiplantae, Streptophyta, Magnoliopsida, Fabales, Fabaceae. The transcript is spliced from 2 exons. Gene Ontology annotation, biological process: [2Fe-2S] cluster assembly. The record is from RefSeq and is a predicted model, not a curated record. The coding region runs from base 149 to 1522 and encodes 457 amino acids. Gene Ontology annotation, molecular function: pyridoxal phosphate binding; cysteine desulfurase activity.